This is a messenger RNA of Nipponia nippon (crested ibis), 941 nucleotides long. NCBI's taxonomy places the organism in Eukaryota, Metazoa, Chordata, Aves, Pelecaniformes, Threskiornithidae. The record is from RefSeq and is a predicted model, not a curated record.
AUGGUUGGGCAGGGCCAUGGUGACAGGGAUGGAUGGGAUGUCAGCGUGCAGGUGGUUGACCAGAUUGACACGCUGACAUCCGACCUGCAGCUGGAGGAUGAGAUGACAGACAGUUCCAAAACGGACACGCUCAACAGCAGCUCCAGCAGCACAACAGCUUCCAGCUUGGAGAAAGUCAAGGUGCGGGGCAGCACACCACUCAUCAAGCCGCCUGCACACCCCUCAGCUAUCCUCACCGUGCUGCGGAAGCCAAACCCACCCCCACCUCCACCGCGACUGACACCCGUCAAGUGCGACGAGCCUCCAAGGCUGCCUCCUUCGGCCAAUCCUGUCAAGACUAAUGGGACCCUGCUGCGAAACGGGGGCUUGCCAGUUGGGCCCAACCGCAUCCCAAACGGAGAUAUAUGCUGUAUACCAAACAGUAAUUUGGAGAAAGUUGCAAUGCAGCCUCUGAUGCACAGACCUGAGAAAGAGCGGUGUCCCCAGCCAGGAGCAAGGGAACGGGUACGAUUUAGUGAAAAAGUGCAGUACCAUGGCUGUUGCCCCGACUGUGAUGGUCGGUAUAACAUUAAAAACAGGGAGGUCCACUUGCACAGUGAGCCUGCCCGUGUUGUGGGAAAGCUGCCGCAGCAGUGCCCUCCUCUGCCGCCUCCACCACCUCCGCUGCCUCCAUUUCCUCUGGAAAAUGGAGGGCUGGGGAUAAGUCCCAGUAACAGCUUUCCUCCUCCGAGAUCCGUGACUGUGCCUCCACAGACUGCACCAAAACCCCAGAAGACCAUCCUGAGGAAAUCAACCACUACGACAGUGUGAUGUAUGCCACUUGAAAUAACUCUUUGUUUUUUUCCUAUAUAUAAACAUAAAUAGGUAAUGAGCACUUUCUACUUGAGCAAUAAAAAGACCCAAUGUAUUACUCCCUGUGUCCAGUGAAGUGGCAUAAAAAU